Messenger RNA from Suncus etruscus (white-toothed pygmy shrew), 687 nucleotides. It is a transcript of the gene MIXL1, whose product is annotated as Mix paired-like homeobox. Bases 1 to 687 code for a protein of 228 amino acids. Gene Ontology annotation, molecular function: RNA polymerase II cis-regulatory region sequence-specific DNA binding; DNA-binding transcription activator activity, RNA polymerase II-specific. The record is from RefSeq and is a predicted model, not a curated record. Lineage: Eukaryota; Metazoa; Chordata; Mammalia; Eulipotyphla; Soricidae. Gene Ontology annotation, biological process: endoderm formation; hematopoietic progenitor cell differentiation; regulation of transcription by RNA polymerase II. The transcript is spliced from 2 exons.
AUGGCCGCAGCCCCGUCCAGCCAGUGCCACUUCGGGGAGGGCGCCCCGGGCGCCGCUGUCCGGACCCCGCACGCCGGCGGGGCCUUCCUCCCGCCGCCGGGCCCCGGUGUCGACGACCGCACGCUGCAGGCGACCUACGCCGGCUUCCUCGGAAGGAGCCCCGGGCCCGCCGCCCCCAGCCCCGCCGGCGUCGGCCCGCCCAACGCGCCCUGCAAAGGGGCCGCCGCUCCGUCCGUCUCGCAGCGUCGCAAGCGCACGUCCUUCAGCCCCGAGCAGCUGCGAGUGUUGGAGCUGGUGUUCCGCCGGACCAUGUACCCCGACAUCCACCUGCGCGAGCGCCUGGCCGCGCUGACUUUGCUCCCCGAGUCCAGGAUCCAGGUGUGGUUCCAGAACAGACGUGCCAAGUCAAGGCGCCAAAGUGGGAAAUCCUUUCAGCCUUCAGUGAGGCCAGAGCUGCUCCUCUCCCAGUCUGCCCAUGAAUUGGAUGUGAAACAUUUGAAGCCCCAGCUGCCUCUGCAUGCAGAGGUAGAUGUGAACUGCCUGCCUGAUGCCAACAGGGUCGGAGGGGAUAUUUCUGACCCUGGCUCCCAAAAUCAGAACUUUCAAACCUAUUCUCUCUCUGAAGACAUUGGUUCAAAGCUGGACUCAUGGGAGGAACACAUCUUUUCUGCCUUUGGGAACUCUUGA